Messenger RNA from Branchiostoma belcheri (Belcher's lancelet), 2097 nucleotides. RefSeq lists its product as uncharacterized. The record is from RefSeq and is a predicted model, not a curated record. The coding region runs from base 1 to 2097 and encodes 698 amino acids. The transcript has 7 exons. NCBI's taxonomy places the organism in Eukaryota, Metazoa, Chordata, Leptocardii, Amphioxiformes, Branchiostomatidae.
AUGUCGAGACGACGUGGCCGGCGAAGGAACCGGCGGUCCCGCGGCCGGGCGGUAACCUUCCCGUACUGCCCUCUCUCAGAUAACCAUGCUGACAAGAAGGGUGGUCGACAGUGGUUCUUGAAAGCCGCCGCGAUCACGGUUUUGAUACUCGUUGCUGUAACUUCGGUUGCUGGUGUGGUUAUGACCGCACAGUCCCUCUCCAAUACUGGUGAGGAUAAGCCUACCACCAACCUUCCCCCGUGCGGGAGCAAGGGAGAUGACCAAGCAGGAAGCGGAGAUUCAGAAGGUCUCUCCCCGUACGUAUACAGCGGAUGGACAGGAGUCCAGGUGAAGCCGCGCGACUUCGUUGAAAACGACACUGAAAUUCACAACGGUCCGGACGGCAUGGCCUCCACUGAUGCCCAUCUGACCCCCGAUGCUAUGGUACCCGUUAGCAUGACCCCUCCGACAGGCCACACAGAGAAUGCCCGAGUUCCUGACAACCAGACGGAGACUUUCCGUUCUGAAGGCUGGAAGCGGUUCCGUGUCGAGCAGAAUCACACGGAAGGCGUCGACAGUACCACCGAGGUCCCAACCGUCCCACCACAUGUAGUUGGUGACGAGGAGGGAGAAGAAGUGGCCCACGACUGGGGCUACACAACCGGAGAAAACCACUGCAACAACGUCCGAGUACGCCGCCGCGUUUCCAAGGUUCCCAUGGACAUGACUCCUCCGACAGACCACGCAGAGAGUGCCCGAGUUCUUGAUAACCAGACGGAGACUUUCCGUUCUGAAGGCUGGAAGCGGUUCCGUGUCGAGCAGAAUCACACGGAAGGCGUCGACAGUACCACCGAGGUCCAAACCGUCCCACCACAUGUAGUUGGUGAUGAAGAGGGCGAAGAAGUGGCCCACGACUGGGGCUACACAACCGGAGAAAACCACUGCAACAACGUCCGAGUACGCCGCCGCGUUUCCAAGGUACCCGUUGGCAUGACUCCUCCGACAGACCACACAGAGAAUGCCCGAGUUCCUGAUAACCAGACGGAGACUUUCCGUUCUGAAGGCUGGAAGCGGUUCCGUGUCGAACAGAAUCACACGGAAGGCGCCAACAGUACCACCGAGGCCCCAACCGUCCCACCACAUGUAGUUGGUGACGAGGAGGGAGAAGUGACCCACGACUGGGGCUACACAACCGGAGAAAACCACUGCAACAACGUCCGAGUUCGCCGCCGCGUUUCCAAGGUACCCGUUGGCAUGACUCCUCCGACAGACCACACAGAGAAUGCCCGAGUUCCUGAUAACCAGACGGAGACUUUCCGUUCUGAAGGCUGGAAGCGGUUCCGUGUCGAGCAGAAUCACACGGAAGACGUCGACAGUACCACUGAAGAGGCCUCAACCGUCCCACCACGUGUAGUUGGUGACGAAGAGGGAGAAGAAGUGGCCCACGACUGGGGCUACACAACCGGAGAAAACCACUGCAACAACGUCCGAGUUCGUCGCCGCGUUUCCAAGGUACCCAUGGACAUGACUCCUCCGGCAGACCACGCAGAGAAUGCCCGAGUUCCUGACAACCAGACGGAGACUUUCCGUUCUGAAGGCUGGAAGCGGUUCCGUGUCGAGCAGAAUCACGCGGAAGGCGCCAACAGUACCACCGAGGCCCCAACCGUCUCACCACGUGUAGUUGGUGACGAAGAGGGAGAAGAAGUGGCCCACGACUGGGGCUACACACCCGGAGAAAACCACUGCAACAACGUCCGAGUUCGCCGCCGCGUUUCCAAAGUCCCCUUCCCGGCGACAGACGACAGCUCCGCCACUAGGGCGACUCAUCUGGAGCCCAAGCCGAACUGCUCACUUGACACGAAAGUCAGUGGCGACGUCGACAGCAUGGGCACUGACCGCACUGGUGCUAUGGACAAUGUCUUCACGAAGAACUCUACAGACAUGAAUCUGUACUUGGAUGCCGUGCUGACAGACAUUAUGAAGAGCCACAAGAGAAAGCACCGCAGCGGGCUGGAACGUAUCAAACGGAGCAAAGCCAUCAUCGUGCUGACCGCAGUUGGUGUGCUGAACGCUGGCUCUGUGGGACACGUCUACUUGCGACAAAUUGUACCGUUCUGA